AUGGUAUCGCAAGUUGUUAUCUACUCCUUACAUGUCGCUCCACUGAUUGCUAUUUGGGUUGCUUUGCUGUAUGAUUGGUUACCGUACACGCAUAAUUUUACGCUCAAGUAUUAUCAAUUUAUCCUUUAUCUUCCUGUUUAUGCCAUUUUUUUAAUUGGCAUUUAUGCUAUAUGUAAUGUGAUAUAUGGUGUAGCAACAUUCAAUGAUUGUCCUGAGGCACGAGAGGAGCUGAAAAAGGAAAUUGAUGAUGCAAAAGCGGAUUUGAGGAGAAGGAAUGUGAUUUCUUAA
Cercopithifilaria johnstoni is the source of this 288-nucleotide messenger RNA. The record is from the annotation of a GenBank genome assembly. NCBI's taxonomy places the organism in Eukaryota, Metazoa, Nematoda, Chromadorea, Rhabditida, Onchocercidae.